CUCAGACCCUCUCCCAGCAUGGGGUCUGCAUGCUUUUCUGCCCCAUUGUUCCGAAACUUCAUAAAGAAAAAAAAAGGAGGAGGAAGAAGAGAGUGAAAAAAAUCGCACAAAAGCUGUUGAAAACAUCCUUAAUAACACAUUCUAAAUAAUUUGGCAAAACUGGAUGGAAGGGAAUAGAAAGCACAAACUCAAAUUUUAUCUGCAAGACGGCAUCCUUGGGUUAUUUUUUAUUUGAACCUUGUGUUUUGGACGUUUUUUUUUUUUUACCUGGGUGCAAAUCAAACAUCAACAUCAAUGAUUUUGGUGGUUUUCUUUGUAAGCUUUGUCUUCCUGCCGCUAGGAUGGGGCACACAGGUGAACUAUUGUCAUUGUGGUCAAGCAUUGAAGCCUGAAGGACAUGACCUAUUGAUUUCCCAACGUCACCCAAGGCACAUCCACCACCACCGACCCAAAAGAAGACACCGCGUAAGAGGUAUGAAGUCACGUUUAAGUGAAUUUGGCCCGCGUAUUAUUGAACAUCCUUCGGACACGGUGGUACGUCGGGACCAGCCGGUAACCAUGAACUGCCGAGCCGAAGGGAACCCUGAGCCCUCAGUGGAGUGGUACCACAACGGAGUGAAAGUCAACUUCUCCAACUUUCAUGGCUCCCUGAUCCACGAUGGUUCCAUAUUCUUCUACCAGAUAAAAGGAAAAUCGAAUGAAGGGAUUUACACCUGCCUGGCCCGGAAUAACCUGGGGAUGGCCAUCAGCAGGAACGCCUCUCUCACAAUUGCUGUUCUGAAAGAAGAGUUUCGUCAGGAGCCAUCAGAUAAGAUGGUGGCAGCAGGCAAACCACUGGUGCUUGAGUGCUCUCCGCCUAAGGGACAUCCAGAGCCGACAGUGACGUGGAAGAAAGAUGGAACUAUUCUGAACCAGAACAGCAGCUAUUACACGGUGUCUUCCGGUAAGCUUUCCAUUGCUCGUGCGCAGAGAUCAGAUUCGGGGGUCUAUGUCUGUCUCGCUUCCAACCAGGCCGGUGAGAAGAAGAGUCGUUCUGCUCAGAUCAAUGUGCUGGAGCCACUUCUGUUCACCAACAAACCAGCAGAUGUGGUCAUCAAGGCUGGCAACACUGUGCAGUUUUCAUGCGGAGCCCAGGGUGUGCCCAGACCUAUCAUACAAUGGAGCAAAGAGCAGGGGACGCUUCCUAUUGGCCGGUACGCCAUAACCAAUGAGAACACGCUGAGUCUGCAGCGGGUCACCGUCCAGGAUUCGGGAAAGUAUAUCUGCACCGCUAGGAACCAGGUGGACACGGUGUCUGUCACUGCCCAGCUGGUGGUGGAAGAUCCUCUGGAUACGGGUCAGAGGGACAGACAGAAGGAUAUCCUUCAAGAAUUAUCAGGUGUGCGAGUGUAUCUGGACACGGUCACUGUGCAGAACUCAUCCUCUGUGCAGCUGCAAUGGAAGGUGUCAUCACUGUCACAGUACACCGAGGGGUACGUCGUAUUUUAUCGCCCUCAUCUGCCCCCGGAUUCUGAAUGGGUAAAAUGGCGCUCGGUCCCACUAACAGAAAACAGCGCCAUCAUCCCAUCUCUGGUGAAAGGACAGAGGUACGAGUUUAAAGUUCGACCGUAUGGACGGGCCACCUUCGGCACUGACAGUAACAUCAAACACGUCCAGAUCCCAGAAGGAGUUCCUGGGCACGCUCCUCGGAACAUCAAUGUCACCCUGGUUGAUGACAACGGUGGGUCGGUGUUAGUCAGCUGGGAGCCGCCACCUCCGACCACUCACAGAUGGGUCAUUAAAGCUUAUAAGGUAUGGUGCUUCGGAAAUGAGACCCAUCACCAAGCCAACUGGACCGUAGACUUAGAAACCCGGCGCCUGGAGAUUGCAAUGUUACCUGCGGGUGUUACCUACCAGAUUCAAGUAGCCGCCAUCUAUGAUGUAGGUGUUGGAAAACCAAGCCAACCAAAGUACAUCUUUAUAGAUUUCCCUGAAGGGAAAGAAGAAACACAGGGUGAUCAUAUUCCUCUAGAUCUCCUCCUGCAGGUUAUAAAACAUCCGGCUUUUAUCGCCACAGUGGGUGGCACCAUCUGGAUCAUGCUAAUGGUGGUCGUGGUUUACCUGUGUCAGCGUCACUCAAAGCCUUACAGCUCCAAGAAACACAGCGGUCUGUAUCGAUUUGCAAGUGAGGACACUAUCAUCAAACACAGGAUGGACACAAGUGACUCCCCGUGGCUUUCCAACACUUGGAAAUCUGCAUCAUGUUCAAGAAACUACAGUAGCACGACCAGCGUGAACAGCCAGUUAAUGUGGAUGGAAAGCAAAGACACCUCCGACUUUCACAAAUCCACAAUUUCAUUUGAACGUAAAAGUGAGACUAGCCGCAGCCAGAUAAUCCCGCUAGUGCCUGAUACUGGUAGCAUGUAUGGAGCUUUAUAUGUGGAUCUUCCUGGAAAAGAAAUGACGACCUUCCAGUGUCCUCUGCCCACCAGACUGCCUGGAAUGGGGAUCAGGGCAAAAUCGGCCACGUCUCCAGGUCUCCUUGACCACAGCUUGUUCCUGCGUGGUUCUAAUCCUGGUAGUGCUAGCAAUCUAACGCAUGGUGGAUCCAGAAACAAGAUCCCACGCAAGCCAGUUCUCCCCGUACCACCCAGCAUGGCCUUAAAAGAACCCUGGAGCCAGAACUGCAAAAGAGAGCUUCAUCAUGUGAAUAGCGCUCCUCUGUCCCCAUUUGGUCAGACGGCCAACAAAAGCGAUAGUGUGCCCAGUGUAAAGAGCUUGGACGGAGCCCCGGCAGGAAAAGUGGAAUACACUAAAGUUAUGAAGACCUUGAGUUCUCCUAAAGUUCUCCAGUACACAACUUCUCUCAAAGUCAUGGACUUUCUGCCCUACACCCCGUCUUUGCCACCACCCCCUCUCCCUCCACCAGAUGAGGAGUCAGCCACAGAGACUCAGGAAAAAAUGAUCCCUGGUCGCCCCUCUUAUUCUAAACUACAACAAGACAAUGACCACAAACAAGCUAAUGUCGCAAAAAAAAAGACUCCGCCAGAUACUUUACAUUUCAGUCAUAACUCACCUGUUUUCUUGUCAGUCAGUGAUGAUCAUGUGCUCACUCAAAACGAGGUCGCCCAUUAUCUAGAACUUAGCGAAAGAGGGGACAAUACCAGGCACCCCUCUGAGAGUGAAUCAACCCUCCCGAGGCCCUUCUCCUCCAACACCUAUGGUUAUAUCUGCAGCCCUUUGCCAUCCGAGAUGGCGGAAGAGGAUGCAGUGGAUGAAGAUGAUGACCUGGAACUGGGAGAGGUCAGCUCGUUAAAGUCGUAUCGCAAGUAUUGUGAGACUCCUACAUCCAGCAUCAGUGAUUACGAGAGCUCUAUGGCCGGCUCAUUGGUCAACGGUUGGGGGUCAGUGUCUGAAGAUAAUUACACCAGUGCCCGCUGCAGCAUGGUCAGCUCUUCUGAUGGCUCUUUCCUGAUGGACGCCAGUUUUGCCAAGGCACUGGCUGUGGCCGUGGACAGUUUCUGCUUGGGAAUGACGCAGUCGGAGGUAGCGGACCGACUCCAAAGUGAUUUCUCACCAUCUGCGUCCCCUUUGGAUGGAGCAUUAGCUCCGCAAAACCAGACUGAUGGCGCCGAUCAGAACAAGAAGGCUAAACUGAAUCCACUGCCAGUCCUAGAUUGGAACAUUGAUUGGAUGGAUGAAAUGGAGGCAAAGUACAACCAGAGGAGUCAUACCAGGGCUCCGUAUCCCUUCAGUAAAAAGAUGGAACAAUUUAAAUGAGUUUUCAGCUCCUCAAGCAAGAUCGGCAGGCUGGCAAGUCUUGAGAUCACAGAUUCCAGUUUACCAUCCCGAUGGAACCCGUCGUCCAGCCCGCAGAAGUGAACUUGCCAUGUCCUGUAAUGCCCUCGCCUGUGCCAUGGGGUAUUUACUGUAUUAAAGAAAAAGAAAAAAAACAUUGCUUUAUGAAACCCUGCAUGGCAUGAAACCUGGAGCAUGCAAGGUGUUCCGACCUUUCGUAUGUGCCUUUUGCAUGACAUCACUUCAAUAAUAUACAGUAAAACCUUGGUUUGAGAGUCAUUCGGUUU
This is a messenger RNA of Rana temporaria (common frog), 4064 nucleotides long. RefSeq names its product roundabout guidance receptor 4 (gene ROBO4). Gene Ontology annotation, molecular function: protein binding. Gene Ontology annotation, cellular component: plasma membrane; axon. The transcript has 20 exons. NCBI's taxonomy places the organism in Eukaryota, Metazoa, Chordata, Amphibia, Anura, Ranidae. Gene Ontology annotation, biological process: cell-cell adhesion; axon guidance. The record is from RefSeq and is a predicted model, not a curated record. The coding region runs from base 295 to 3759 and encodes 1154 amino acids.